Pelecanus crispus (Dalmatian pelican) is the source of this 1473-nucleotide messenger RNA. The record is from RefSeq and is a predicted model, not a curated record. Lineage: Eukaryota; Metazoa; Chordata; Aves; Pelecaniformes; Pelecanidae.
AUGGCCAAGCAAGGUCACAACCAAGAGGCUGCCUCCAGCAGAAAUCACCAGUCCUUUUACAAGGAUGGAGUGACUGGUGCUCUGGCUGUCUUGAUGAAAGAUGCUGUUAAACCAAACCUCAUGCAGACACUAGAGGGAACACCAGUGUUUGUUCAUGCUGGACCUUUUGCCAAUAUUGCACAUGGGAAUUCUUCAGUGCUGGCAGACAAAAUAGCACUGAAGCUUGUGGGUAAAGAGGGAUUUGUUGUUACAGAAGCAGGAUUUGGUGCAGACAUAGGCAUGGAGAAAUUCUUUAAUAUUAAGUGCCGCUAUUCUGGUCUCCGGCCUCAUGUGGUGGUGUUGGUUGCUACUGUCCGAGCUCUGAAAAUGCAUGGAGGAGGGCCUGCAGUCACUGCUGGGGUACCUUUACCAAAGGAGUACAUGGAAGAGAAUCUUCAACUGUUGGCAAAAGGCUGCAGUAACCUAAACAAGCAAAUCCAAAAUGCACGGAUGUUUGGUGUCCCAGUAGUAGUGGCUGUCAAUGCUUUCAAAACGGAUACAAAGGCUGAACUGGCCCUUGUAGUACAACUGGCAAAGGAAGCGGGAGCGUUCGAUGCUGUGGAGUGCACUCACUGGGCAGAGGGAGGUAAAGGAGCGGUUGCGCUGGCCCGAGCUGUUCAGAGAGCAUCGCAGACACCCAGCAACUUCAGGUUCCUCUAUAAUGUGGAGCUCCCUGUUAUAGAUAAGAUCAGACUUAUUGCACAGCAGAUCUAUGGGGCCAGUGACAUUGAGCUGCUUCCAGAAGCACAGGAGAAAGUUGCCUUGUACACUAAGCAAGGAUUUGGAAACCUGCCAAUCUGCAUGGCUAAAACUCACUUAUCAUUGUCUCAUGACCCUGAACAAAAAGGAGCACCUACGGGUUUUGUUCUGCCAAUUCGAGACAUUCGGGCCAGCGUUGGUGCUGGAUUCCUGUAUCCGCUAGUAGGAACGAUGAGCACUAUGCCAGGACUUCCUACGAGACCCUGUUUCUAUGAUAUAGACUUGGACCCAGUGACAGAAGAAGUAAAGGGGCUCUUUUGAACGGAAUUAUUAACCAAGGCUCCCAGAAGAACACCUGAUGAGUCAUGUAAACAGAACUAUGCCCCGAUUUUUUUUUUUUUUUUUUUUUUCCCUUAAGUCAGAACAAGAUAUGACUGAGGAUAUAGCGCAAGAAGUGACUGGAAGGAGGAGUACUAAAGAAUCAACCACUUACAUUUAAUCUGUAAUAAUUUUUAAACUGCUGUGUUCCAAGCUAGUUGACACUGAGCAUAUAAAGCAUACUUCCUCUACAGACCUCCUGCUUCAUAACUGUAGCUGAAGCAGAAUACAAAAGCUUGGGUUUAGUGACCUCUUUUGAUUCAGUGACAUGAUUUUAAUAAUUAAAAAUCCUAAAGGUGGAGCUGUUUGAAACAGUCUUGGGACUUGAUUGUCUUAACCAUAGGGUUUUUGUAGCAU